This is a messenger RNA of Pleuronectes platessa (European plaice), 4503 nucleotides long. It is a transcript of the gene trhra, whose product is annotated as thyrotropin-releasing hormone receptor a. Gene Ontology annotation, biological process: phospholipase C-activating G protein-coupled receptor signaling pathway. NCBI's taxonomy places the organism in Eukaryota, Metazoa, Chordata, Actinopteri, Pleuronectiformes, Pleuronectidae. Gene Ontology annotation, molecular function: thyrotropin-releasing hormone receptor activity. The record is from RefSeq and is a predicted model, not a curated record. The transcript is spliced from 2 exons. Gene Ontology annotation, cellular component: membrane. Bases 331 to 1560 code for a protein of 409 amino acids.
GACAGGAGCGCAGCGCGGAGCAGAGCUGCAACACAUCCUCGCUCUGCAAACUUCUACCAACACCAACCGAGGCUUCACUUCCCACUCUUUGUUUUGACGUGAUGGAGAACUGUGCCGGAGUUUCAUGAUGCAGCAUCACAGGCUGGAUUUGGAGCAGACGCAGUGGGACUGGAUUACAUCUGGAUGAUGAAGGGAAGUUUUUUGCAGGAUUUAUAGCCGGGCUCCUGUUGGCACUUUCUGACUCUUGGGGCCCUCAUGAUUUGAUGUAUCGAUCUUGAACGACUGGUGUGGUUCUCGUUAAAGCGCACAAAGUCCCAGCCUCCCGCUGUAAUGGCAAACCUCACCAUGGAUAACAUGACAGUGCUGAAUGACACGUCGGUGCAGGACAAUCACACCUUGGGCCAAUGGACAGACUACACUGUAGAGUACAAGGCGCUCAGUGUAUUCCUGGUGUGCCUCAUAUGCGGGGUGGGGAUCGUGGGGAACGUGAUGGUCAUCCUGGUGGUGCUGACCACCAAACACAUGCGCACUCCCACCAACUGCUACCUGGUGAGCCUGGCCGUGGCCGACCUGAUGGUGCUGAUUGCCGCCGGGCUGCCCAACAUCACCGACGCCCUCUACGGUCAGUGGGUGUACGGUUACGUAGGGUGCCUGGGGAUCACCUACUUGCAGUACCUGGGGAUAAACGCGUCCUCCUGCUCCAUCACCGCCUUCACCGUGGAGCGCUACAUCGCCAUCUGCCACCCCAUCAAGGCGCAGUUCCUGUGCACCUUGUCCCGGGCCAAGAGGAUCAUCCUGCUGGUGUGGGCGCUCACCUCCGUCUACUGCGUCAUGUGGCUCUUCCUGUCGGACACCAAAGAGUUGGUGUACGAUAACGCGGUGAUGCUCAGCUGCGCCUACAAAGUGUCCAGGAGCCACUACCUGCCCAUUUACUUCACGGAUUUCGCGGCGUUCUACGUGCUGCCCCUCAUGCUAGCCACGGUCCUGUACGGGCUGAUCGCCAGGAUACUGUUCCUGAACCCGCUGCCGUCCGACACAAAGGACGGCAGCACCAAGAAGUGGAAGAGGGAGAUGAGCCAGGGAGGGAGGAUGAUGAGCUCCGGCAGCUCCAGCAGCACCACGGCGGCCUCCCGCAGACAGGUGACCAAGAUGCUGGCUGUGGUGGUGAUCCUCUUUGCCUUGCUGUGGAUGCCCUACCGGACCUUGGUGGUGGUCAACUCUUUCCUGGACAAGGCCUACCUGGACACCUGGUUCCUGCUUUUCUGCCGUCUCUGCAUCUACUUAAAUAGUGCCAUCAAUCCGGUCAUCUACAAUGCCAUGUCCCAGAAAUUCCGUGCCGCUUUCAAGAAGCUGUGUCACUGCGGCAACCAGCGCAUGGAGAAACCAGCCUCUUACAGUGUGGCACUCACCUACAGUGUCAUCAAGGAGACGUCCAACGGUGAAAGUCCCGACCACUUCACUACAGAAAUGGACGCGUUCAACACACCGGCAGAUCAGUACCAACCCACCAAGAGGAUACCGUAUGAGGAGCCUUCCCCUGGGGCUGAUGUCAAAGUAUGAAUAAAACCAAACAUGCUCCCCCUAUCAGCAGAUAUCAGAGACUGACAGCUGCAGUAUGGAUUAAGUCACCCAGUGGACAGGCCAGUCAGUUCUAAUUUAUCUGAGGAGUUUUCUCUCUGAAAUGUUUAUUUUACUUGACAAGCCCAUUUACCAGAUGCCAGCUAGGUUGGAGAAAAAUUGGCUGCCUUGUAGUUUUUUAGUAUUCUGUAUAGUAUAAUUAAAAUUUGUUUUCAUUAGCUGUUUGUUAAACCUGCACAGCACUGAAGAGCUGAAAACAGUUUUAAUGAAAUGUGGCUGGAAAAUGGGAAACAUGUCAUUGGAGGGUGUGAUGCACCCAACCCUAAUAGUAUAUAAUGUAAUGCAGAAACAUGUUUUCAAUAAACAUUAACCCAAACUGUCACAGAAAAAAAUAGCAUGAGAGCAGUUCAUCAUCACCUACAGUCGAUCGAUUUGGUUUAACCAGACUUCCACUACAGCCUCUGUUGAACCAGUAGAUAUGUUAGGGCUGGGUAUGUCAAUAUUUAUUAAAAUAUAAGUUUAGUUAAUCAUUUUCUGUUCAGCUUGAAAUUCAAAUAUAGUAGGGAGAAAAUUAAGUAUCACCAAACGUAUUUCUACCUCGUGAGCUCUUGAGCUUUUGUUUUCUGUGCGAACACGGUUUCCUCGAAGGAACCAAACCAACCUAUUUGGGUAAGGUUGGUUCUGUUGGGCAGUAACACAAAACAGUUUGCAGUAACUUGAUGGAUUUGUGCAUUUACAACUAGGAAUUAUUAUUUAAAAUUCAAAGGGACUGCAUUUGUCACUAACUGUCUUAGUUGGGUAGGCAUUAGCUAUAAGGAAGUUGAUGCUUUUCCAAGUUACUAACAUUAUUUUACAUGCAUUCUUUGAUUAGCAACUUUGCUAAUGUCAUCACCUGGGUAAGGCAAAAUUCAGGAAUCAGUUAUAAUAGCUGCAGAUUGUUGAACAAUGGGCCACCAUCAGAGUCUGCACAGUAGUGGUCGGGGGAGGGAGCCGUGGCAGCGAGGUCCCACAUACAUGUGCUUGACUAUUCUCAGUCAGUCUCAGCUGUCAAUCAUGACGUAUGACUCUGAUUUUGUCGCAUCCAAAAACUAGCUUAAACCAAACUUACCCACAAAUAUCAGUAUGAUAAGAACUACCUGAAAUGACUGAAAUCAUCUUUGAGAAAAAGCUUUGCAGUUUGGCCCAUGUCCACUAACCUAGAGGAUACACGAAUUAUGACCUAUACUGCAAACAGCCACUAGGGAUUGAUUGAGACGUUUUGGCUUCUGUAAACCAUGGAGCACCAGACUUCCAUCUUUGUAUACAGUCUAUGUUUUGAAUCCUGUAGUUCCCCUGUGACGACAGGACUUUCACGCAGUAAUGAUAGCGAAUUUAACUAGCUGUUUGUGAUUAAUUACAGGCUUUUUGGCAUUGCACAAUAUCUUAUUCUCUAUAUUUAUUGGAGCUUUAAUUGUUUUCUUUCUCUGCACCUGGUAUAUACAUAAAAUGUAUUAUGUGUGUGUGUGAUGUAACUAAUUAGAUUUUCUGUUGGGUAAUAACUAAAGAAAUUAUUUGUAAUAUGUUUUGUGUAAAGCUACGCAAACUGAAUGACAUCUCUGUCUUCGUGUUGGGUUGUUGACAAGCAAUGCAAGUUAUUGCCAGUAAAUCUGUGUCUAAUGUUUUUAAUCAUGGAAAUGUUCUUUUCUGAUCAGUGUUUAUAUUGGUUCCAUCACCCAGCCAUAGGAUAUUGUUGUACCAACGGUACCAGUGCUUAACAGAUUACUUGUAGCAAACAAACGUCCUCUUUGUUCAUGUACCGCCCCAACAGAAACCAUGUAAUCCAAUUGAGUCGAAAUGCUCAACACCGUGACAUUUUAAUCUUGCUACUAGAGAGACAAGCACUGACAUGGAAUUACAUGACCUUUCAAAAAGAUCCAAGCAAAGAAAGGGAUGGACAUCAAGGACACAUGAACCUGCUUUGUUGAUCGCCUAAAAUCGUAUGAUUUGAGAGAAAAAAAUUACAUACGUUUGCUUUGGUCUCUCUGAAGGCGACCACUGUGGACUCUCUGAGGAGCCAGUGAAGGAACGUGACCAAUGUAUAAUAAUGAUAUUAAUGAGAGAGAAAUGUGUAACCCCAAUGUGCAGAUGGCGAGGCUGGUUGUAAAAGGGUCAAAUAACUUGUGUGGCAUUAAUUCACGGAUAUUGGGUUAGAGCGCAGUACUUUUCUGUGAUUUAUCUGCCAGGCCAAACCACGGAGCAAUGAUGGAAUGUUUAAAAAGAUCUCAACAAAGUGCCAUUCUUGAGCUGGUGCAAUUCAGUUUCUAAGUUAAGAGCUCACCCUGCCAUUAAAAGAGAGAAAAGUCCUGCAGUUUAUUUAGCCUGGUACAGGUGUAAAUUGAAGAGCACUCGGAGGGUAUGGAAACUGAAUGAACUUAAUGAAAGGGAAAUGUUUUCAUACAGAGCAGCAUGCUUUUUCCAUCUUUAUUGUAGUUGUCUGAAAUUGAUUGUGAAGUGCAAUGUGAAAUUAAUUAAAUAUUGUGUUAUGUGGGCUUUUUUAUGCCAGGGAGUGCAUUUUUUAAAUAUCUCAUUUAAUCCACCAUUUCAUCGAUGUGUUUUCAAUCAUUUCAAACCUGUCAGUGGAAGCUAACAAUCUCCAGAGUGGAACGACUGAGAAGAUGUUGAUAGUAGAUUGUAGCGUAAGGUACCACUACUUUGUGCAUUUUUUCCUCCUGUUUGUUGAGACAUAGUUCAGUUAAUAUUUUUGGGGAACUAGAAGCUGUGUUGGAGACAUUUUCUGUUCCACAUUUCACACAGUCUCCAGCAUGAACACAAGGUUUUGUGAUGUGAACACAAAGAUGAGAAAAGCUGAAACCUGGUGUAUAUCCAUCAAAGCCCAUGCUUUGUGCACAUUUCAGUCUAAAUGUAGCUUUUUUUUCAGCUUUUUGC